Rattus rattus (black rat) is the source of this 907-nucleotide messenger RNA. RefSeq names its product heterogeneous nuclear ribonucleoproteins A2/B1-like. NCBI's taxonomy places the organism in Eukaryota, Metazoa, Chordata, Mammalia, Rodentia, Muridae. Gene Ontology annotation, molecular function: RNA binding. The record is from RefSeq and is a predicted model, not a curated record.
AGCGGCGCCGGUCCUGUGUGCAGGUGCCCCGUGCGGCACAGUUUCUUGGCCAUCGGCUGCUCUCACCACAGCAUCAGGACGAGUCCCGUGCGUGUCCAUCCGCGGAGGUCUUUCUCUUCUCGCUCGGCUGCGGGAAAUCGAAGCGACUGAGUCCGCCAUGGAGAGAGAAAAGGAACAGUUCCAUAAGCUCUUUCUUGGUGGCUUAAGCUUUGAAACCACAGAAGAAAGUUUGAGAAACUACUACGAGCGAUGGGGAAAGCUUACAGACUGUGUGGUUAUGAGGGAUCCUGCAAGCAAAAGAUCAAGAGGAUUUGGCUUUGUAACUUUCUCGUCCAUGGCUGAGGUUGAUGCUGCCAUGGCUGCAAGGCCUCAUUCCAUUGGCAGGGUGGUUGAGCCAAAACGUGCCGUGGCAAGAGAGGAGUCUAGAAAACCAGGAGCCCAUGUGACUGUGAAGAAACUGUUCAUUGUUGGAAUUAAGGAAGAUACUGAGGAGCAUCACCUUAGAGAUUACUUUGAAGAAUAUGGAAAAAUUGAUAAUGUUGAAAUAAUUACUGAUAGGCAGUCUGGAAAGAAAAGGGGCUUUGGCUUUGUUACUUUUGAUGACCAUGAUCCGGUGGAUAAAAUUGUCCUGCAGAAAUAUCACACCAUAAAUGGUCACAAUGCAGAAGUUAGAAAGGCAUUGUCUAGACAAGAAAUGCAGGAGGACCUGGAGGUGGCAAUUUUGGAGGUAACCCUGGUUAUUAUGGAGGAGGAAGAGGAGGAUAUGGUGGUGGAGGACCUGGAUAUGGCAACCAGGGUGGGGGCUACAGAGGUGGUUAUGACAACUAUGGAGGAGGAAAUUAUGGAAGUGGAAAUCACAAUGAUUUUGGAAAUCAUAACCAGCAACCAUCUAACUGUGGUCCAAUGA